AUGUGUUUUUCCAUUGAGAUUGAAAUAUUUGCUUCUCAAAGUAAUUUUAGCCCUUUAACUGAAAAGGUGCAUUCUAAAAAUUACAAUUUAUACAAUUUACACAAAGAAUCAAGUCCAAAUUUUGGUACCUGUCAAGAUGUUUUGGAAAUCGGAUGGGGUGACUCUCCCGGUAAGAGUACAAUCACUUGUAAAAAAAAGCUUGAACCCAAAGAAUCACCCAAAUCAUCUUUACCUCCUAAAAGAAGAAAUAUUAGGUCUAAUUUAAAAAAAGUACAAAAUUCAUGUGUCGAUAUAGCUAAAUAUGUUGCAGAAGUUCAAGAACUUUCGAAAAAUGUUAUGAAAGAGUUAAAUACUAAUGUGAUCAAUAAGGAGAAAAAUUUAUUUUCAGUUAAAAAUUCAGAAAUAAUUAAUAAUAAUAUUGAAGAUGAUUGUUCUUAUAAAGACAAAUCGAAUUUAGAUUAUCAAAAGAAAAAUACAGUUGCAGUAAUUGAUGACAAUUCAAAUUCGGAUUUACAGUUUGAUAAUAUUUUACAAAGUUUUAUAAAGGAAGAAGAUGAAUGGUUAUUGCAAGCAUUGCCUCCUCAAGAUUGUGAUAAAACUCCAAUGAAAAAUUUUUUCAAAUGUAAAUCAGAGACUGAACUAACACUAAAUCAACAAAAUGUAGGAGAAAUAAAUAAAAAUUCAAGGCAGAAAGUUAUGAAUAAUAAUAAACAAUUUAACAGAACUUUAUCUUUUGAAAUAACAAAAAGUCAAGAUUCUACACUUCCAUGCCUUAAUAAAAAUGAAAAAGAUGGCGAAUCAUUAUAUAUGACAAAAUCUUCGACUACUCAAUACUCGAAAGAAGAAAUUGAACAAAAAAGAUUAGAAGCUUUAUAUAGAAGAGAGAAAAAAGAAAUAGAAAGAAAAAAAAUGGAAGCUUUAAAACGAUUAGAAAUGAAAAAAUUAAAGCAUAGCAGUACUUAG
Molecule: messenger RNA, 963 nt
Organism: Pediculus humanus corporis (human body louse)
Lineage: Eukaryota; Metazoa; Arthropoda; Insecta; Psocodea; Pediculidae
Exons: 3
Coding region: 1-963 (320 amino acids)
Source: RefSeq, a predicted model, not a curated record